Eublepharis macularius is the source of this 678-nucleotide messenger RNA. It is a transcript of the gene IZUMO2, whose product is annotated as IZUMO family member 2. The transcript has 7 exons. The record is from RefSeq and is a predicted model, not a curated record. Lineage: Eukaryota; Metazoa; Chordata; Lepidosauria; Squamata; Eublepharidae. Bases 1 to 678 code for a protein of 225 amino acids.
AUGCUUCUCACAUGCCCUCCUUCACUGCUGUUGCUCCUGCAGCUUCUGGUCUUGUGGCCCACAGGCCUUCAAGGCUGUCUACAGUGUGAUGAAAAAUUCAAGGAGAAUGUGGCUAAGCUCAGGACUGAGCUUGUUCCACGUCAAAUCCAUGACACUCGCCUCAAGGUGCGAGCCACGGCACUGCUGAAGGGUCUCGAGGGGGAUUUUUUCUCACAUUACGCUACCAGCCAGUUUUCUGGCUUUGCAGUUAAGAGUACAGUUGAUGCCCUGAUCCAGGAAGUGAGGUCCAAAACGGAAGAGCUGGCUCAAAGCUCUCUCACAGACCAGGCCUUGCUGGAUGAACUGGUUGGAUUCCGGAAGAAAACGACCAUGAAGCUUAAAGUGGCUUUAAAGGAACAUCAGAUGAAAGCUUGUGACAGGGCAAACUGUGCCUGGCUCCGAUACAGCGUCUUGGACUGUGUAGGAUGUAAAGAUAUCAACGCUGUUUGCUACACAACAAGUCAGUGCUUUGUUGAUUCACAGGACCGCCUCUCUCUUCGCUACGGAGCAGUCCUGUGGGAUCCUAAUAUUGCCAAAAAUGGAGUUGCUAUUGUCCUGUGCAUGGGUGGAGUGCUAUUCCUGGUGAUCAUGGGCUCGAUUAUAGUAUACUGGAGAAACCAGCUGUUUCUGUAUGUUUAG